Molecule: messenger RNA, 2040 nt
Organism: Penicillium manginii
Lineage: Eukaryota; Fungi; Ascomycota; Eurotiomycetes; Eurotiales; Aspergillaceae
Product: Zn(II)2Cys6 transcription factor
Exons: 3
Coding region: 1-2040 (679 amino acids)
Biological process (GO): positive regulation of transcription by RNA polymerase II
Cellular component (GO): nucleus
Molecular function (GO): zinc ion binding; DNA-binding transcription factor activity, RNA polymerase II-specific; transcription cis-regulatory region binding
Source: RefSeq, a predicted model, not a curated record
AUGCCGACCGCGAAAACUUCUAGUGUCGGCUCGACAAAAGGCAUGGAUGCCACAUCUUCCGGUCGACCUACUGGCCUACAAUACAACCGACUGGCUGCGGACAAACCAGUAUCGAAAAUGCAUAAAAGAUCUCGCUCGGGCUGCUUUACCUGCCGACUCCGAAGAAAGAAAUGCGACGAAGGCCACCCGUCUUGCAAAGCUUGUACAAACCUAUCGGUCAAGUGCGAAUACAAACGGCCAGUGUGGUGGGGCAGUCCAGAUCAAAGGAGACUGCAAAAAGAGCGCAUCAAGGAUAUCAUUAAGAAAACUAAAUCACUUGAGAGGAGUGCCUCAAACUCAGAAAGCGGCGGCCGUGUACAGACCUGCAUCUCUCCGCCCCCACUCAUUAGCGAGCACGACUUCAACCGCCCCAUCGCCUGCGAUAUUGACUCCUACGGUCCUCAUUUUUCCACGCCGGGUUUCGUGCCCAUUACAUAUAGUCAUCACUUUCCGUACGAAGUUGACGUCAAAACCGAACGUCAGACAUUUGUCAACGAUGUUCCUCUGCGCCAUGAUUCCACAGUGUCGACUUUCAGCGCCAUGGGCCCGCCACAAUUGCACGCGACGCUUCCCACUUUCCCUGCCGAUGAGUGGUUUCAAGAAGAGUAUUUUGAGCCAGCUCAUGAAUAUCCAGAAGAAGAUUCCGUCGCAGGAACUCACGGGGUUGGACAGUCAUAUGCUUCACUUCAUGCCAAUAUCCCUGUCGAUGACUAUGACCGACCGCUUCUAAACCACUUCGUGGAGAAUGUUCUGAGGAUGAUUUUUCCAAUACUUGAGGUUCACCAACGAGGCUCUGCACGUGCUAGAGCUGUCUUGCAGUCCCUCGAAAACAAUAAAUCUUAUUUCCACUGCUGUCUAAGUGUUGCGGCUAUCCACCUCAAGACAACCAGUGGGUUAAACAAUGAGCAAGUUGACCAUGACAUUAUGCGACACCGAUAUGAAGCAAUUUCCCAAUUAUGCCAGUCUCUGGGGAAGGAUUCUGAUCAUGAACACAUUCUCGAUGCUACACUUGCCAUGAUUUUCUUCCACUGCUCCGUUGGUGCGCCCGAUGAUUGUCUUCCCGAUAUCCACUGGAGUGAUCAUUUCCAAGCUGUGUCAAAUCUGGUUGACAAGUUAGAUCUCACAAACCAAAUGGUUCCCUGUGGAACUGCCUAUAUGGUACCUCCAUUCAGUAUGUCAUUGACAUCAUGGAUUGAUAUUCUGGGCGCUACAAUGCUCGGCGAGACACCCCAGUUUGCCCAUACAUACCGAAACAAGCACUUGAGUGGAGCCUCUUCUGGUCUCCGUGAACUCAUGGGAUGUGACGAUCGUGUUAUGUAUCUAAUCUCCGAGAUUGCAUGCUUGGAGUCUCUGAAGAAUGGCAAUCGAAUAGACUCGAUCGCGCUCUGUGCUCACAUCGAAGCCCUUGGAAAUCAACUCGAGUACACUGAACCCGCUGACCCUUCGCUCGAAAGCCCCUAUUUGCCAAAUGGGAGUAUUCGACCUGAGGUUCUAACGAAAAACAUGACCGCUAUGUUUCGUCUCGCAGCCAGGAUUUACCUUUGCAGUUUAGUUCCUGGAGCAGACCGCAACGACUCAAGUACUUGCAACCUUGUCUCUGCAGUAGCAGAAACUUUGGCUUUCAUUCCAGCUGGUGCAUUUGGUUUCGAUCGCUCGCUAGUGUGGCCUCUACUUAUCGCCGGCGCCAACUCAACCCCGGGAAGCACAUUCCGUCAGGCAAUGGAAGACAGAAUUAUCGCAUUAGGGGAGCUCGCGGAUUUCGGUAGUUUUGGUCGGAUGCUCCAGUUAAUGACUGAAUUCUGGCGUCUAACGGAUGACCCCAUCGACUCCCCGGCUCACCACGACGCACCAUCCGAUCCAGUAUACCAAGCUCAUCAACCAAGAAACCACUCUUUGGAAUCCACGCCGCUUCCCUCGCCUGGAAUGCGAACAAUCAAAAGACAGCAAGUGCAUUGGCGAGAUGUCAUGAACCGCAAUGGCUGGCGCUACCUUCUUAUUUGA